AUGGGUAACCGAGCAGCUCGUCGACCACCGUAUCCAGGCUAUUAUGCUUAUGAUGCUCCCUUCUAUCCUGGUCCAGCUUAUGCUCAUAAAUUAAUUAUGAAUAAGAUUGAUAAUCCUUAUCUUACUAUGCUUGAACGACUCCAUGUUCUCGAUCAAUCUAUUUAUAUUCUAAAUUUAGUUAACAAUGAUCUUCGACAAAUUCUUCAAAAACAGAAACGUUUACCACAAUUUAUUUAUGAUUCAUUUAAACGAUCAACAAUAAAUAAAUCAAACACUUCUCCACUUCCUUCUUCUCAACCACCAAUUGAAAGUGAAGAAAUACGCCUAGCUGCUAGUAUUAUUGACAAAGCAAAACGUACUAUUGAAAAUAUUGGUGAAAAGAAGCCAAAACAAUCAUCAAGUGGAAUAACAAUAGCUUCGACAUCAACCCAAUCAAAUACUGUUCAAAAUAAUCGUGCAAAGACACCUUCAUCAGUACGUCCAUCUUCAACAAGUUCAACUAUUGCACCACCACCAGACUCGUUCUUGUCUCAGCAGCAGCAGCAACAACAACAACAACCAAUUCGUCGUUUUGUACCUGCUCAUAUGAAAGCACCAUUUUUAACUCAACCAGAGAAAAAGCGACGACCUAGUUCAUCAAUUCGUACUAGUACUCAAACUAAUUCAAGUAAAAAAACAAGCACAACACCUCGUUCUAUCAGUCAACAACGACGACAAUCAUCAUCUUCUACUACACAAUCGAUAAUUGAACUUUCACAACACAUAAUACCAAUAUCAUCAAUUCUUCCAGUGGAAAAUGAAAAAAAUUCCAUAAUCGAUAAUCAAAGCAAUAAUGAUAUGAAUGAUGAAACUAUAGUUCCAGAACAAACAUCUGUUACGAUAACUACAGAGAAACCUAAAAAUAUACCGAAUGAAACAAGUGAGAUAGACACAUUGUCUAUUCCACAACCAAUUAUACUUAAUCGAACACUCAUUAAACCAUUACGUCGUUUAUGGAAACAAAAUAAAAAUCUUCGAUUACGAUUAGAGACUGAAUUAAAUAAAAGAUCAACAUCAUCAUCACCUGUAUUUAUUGAUCGUUUAAAUGAAAAAAUUCAUUCAUCAACAAUUACGGACGAGAUACAUUUACCAAAUAUUGAAGUAUUACUUCAGUUAGCCGUGAAACUUCGUACUAUUAUACUUUAUCUGCUUGAAAAUUCAACUUUUGAUGAUCUUGAAGGGGCAAUGAAACGUUUAAAUACAUUGAAAUAUCUUGUUAAUCAAUAUCAUCUUUUCUUUACUUCAAAAAUUAAUAUCCUCGUUGCUAAGCAUGAUUAUCGUCCUUCAAAUAUCAAUACAAAUAUCGAAGAAUGGUUAAAUAAAUCAAAAAUUAGUCUUUCAAAUCAUAAUAUUGUUCAAUAUAGUGAUGAUAGUCAAUUAAUUGCAUUUACAGAAGUACGAUUUAAACAAUUUGAAAAUGAAUGUCGAUGGAUUGAAUUAAAUUGGCAUGAACAAAUGAUAACACAAUUUAAACAAUCAUUACCAAAACAAAAUCAAUAUCAACAUCCUCUUCAAAUUUAUCGAGAAUUAAUGUGUCUUGUUACUGGUUUACAAACUUGUACACCAAUUGUUGUUGAGAAUAAAUUUGAAUGA
Molecule: messenger RNA, 1632 nt
Organism: Rotaria sp. Silwood2
Lineage: Eukaryota; Metazoa; Rotifera; Eurotatoria; Philodinida; Philodinidae
Source: the annotation of a GenBank genome assembly